Messenger RNA from Rosa chinensis, 813 nucleotides. RefSeq names its product structure-specific endonuclease subunit slx1. The record is from RefSeq and is a predicted model, not a curated record. Gene Ontology annotation, molecular function: 5'-flap endonuclease activity; crossover junction DNA endonuclease activity. Gene Ontology annotation, cellular component: Slx1-Slx4 complex. Bases 40 to 570 code for a protein of 176 amino acids. NCBI's taxonomy places the organism in Eukaryota, Viridiplantae, Streptophyta, Magnoliopsida, Rosales, Rosaceae. The transcript has 3 exons. Gene Ontology annotation, biological process: double-strand break repair via homologous recombination.
UCGAAAAGUUCAAAACUUGCAAAGGGGGUCCGAUCGGAUAUGAUGACACGACUCUCCAGAACAUUCCCUUCCGUAAAGCUCCCAAACCCUCACCCCUCCUCAAUUCUAUUACCAUGUUCAACAUCACUACCCAAUAUCAAAUCAGAAGCAAAAUCGAAUUCUCCCUCAAAAUCAAAACCAAAAUCGAGGUCUUGGUCUGUGUAUCUCAUCCUUUCCACCAAUGCACCCAUCAAGACCUACGUUGGUGUCACCACCGAUUUCUCUCGCCGUCUGAAACAACACAAUGGUGAACUAAAAGGUGGGGCAAAGGCAUCCCAUGCUGGAAGACCAUGGAUUUGUGCAUGCCUAAUACAUGGUUUCAAGGACCAAAAUGAAGCAUGUGCAUUUGAAUCAAAAUGGAAAACUUUAUCAAGGAGUUUGCCUCGCAAAAGAAAGGACGAUAACAAGGUAGAGCAAGUAAGUGAUUUGUCGCUUCCUCUACUACAACAUAGGCAAGCAGCUCUAAAUAGAGUUAAAGAUAUAUUUGAUUGUACUCACUUAGAAAUUGACUGGAAACUGAACCCUUUAUAAAGUAUGGAAAAUAAACCCCCAUGUCGAGCACUGAGAACAAUCAAUUGAACUUUAUUCUUGGGAGUAUUACUAAUCUAAAGUUGUUGUAUACUUAUAUGAAGCGCUGUAAUCGCAUACAAUUUGGUCGAAUACUUAAACCAGAUUGUGAUGAUGGGGAAAUUCUUGUCUAGAAGAGGUCUACUAGAAUGUAUUAUUACUCUUUUACUAAAUGAAUCAAGAGAAUGUAUUUAAUUAUUUGUUCAA